GCGAAUCAUAUCCAAUUAAAUUUUCUUACAGAAAGGAGAAAAAUCCAUCAAAAUUGUGCAUCUCCCAAGCAAGGAGCAAUGCUGAAUCUUCAAGUUAAAUUAAAAACAAGAAAAAAGGUUCCCCUUUUAAAAAACUUUUUCACACCAACACCCUCCUCACUCAAUAAUCUCAACUUCUUUUCGUUUCCUCUCUUUUAACAGAAAAUGCCUUUGAAGAAGAAGAUGAAAUAUACACUCAAAACCAUAUUCAUGCCCUGUGGUUGCGGCUCCACCGUCCCUCCUUCAUCUCACAGCCACUACACUCCAGGACUACCGGUUUCUCCCACGGUGUUACGCAGCCCAUGUCCUAAGAUUGACGAGAGUGUUGCGAUGGCUAAGGAAUCACUCAAUCCAUUCGAAGAUUACAAGAAGUCAAUGAAUCAGAUGAUCAAGGAGAGAGAUAUCCAAACAGAUGAUGAUCUUAAGGAGCUUCUUAGGUGUUUCUUGGACAUAAACCCUCCUCCUCAACACAAUCUCAUUGUCAGGGCUUUUGUGGACGUCUGUUCACGUCUUCGACCACCACACGACCGCCGUGGAAACUCACUUGGGAGAUUGCUUCGUCUUUAUGUUAAUCCUGUUGAUGAUAAUGAUGAUAACUCACACCAACCUAUGAUGAGAAACGGAUCCUCAUGAAUGUGUGUUACAAUAUUGUGAAUAAUUUGAUUUUAUUUUAGUUCUCUUUUACUAUAUACAGUAUGUUUUAUGAUUCCGUCAUGGAAGAUAAUGUGUGAACCAUUUAAGAGAUAUAUAAAAAUCAAAGAUGUGAAUUAAUUAUGGUUUUCAGUUUUAGACAAGGAUGACUGGAUGAGUGAAUUAUGAUUUACAAUUUUCCUUGUGAUUUCAAAGUUAUACCUUAAAGUAUGUGUUAAGAGAUAUUCGGCCUCAACAAGAUUUUCUUACAAACUAUAAUUAGACUUGAAUAUAUCAUCAAACUAACUUAAGAUAUAUGCAACUUGGGAAAACAACCUUGAAAGUUUCAUUUGGUGUGGUUAAAAUUCAGUUAAUAUAUGAAUAAUUUCUUUUAAUAUAUGAAUAAUAAAUAUAAACUAUAUAUGUACAAGAAUAUAAUUAGAAAUCCAGUUAUAAAAAUAUUAAAAGUAAAUUUUAUUAUUUAAAUAUAAAUAUAUGAUGCUCUAUAAAAUACUUUAAAACAAUUCAAAAUGGGUUAUAUCUAUACCACAUCAUUUUCCAUCUUUAGUCAUAAAAUUUAUUCUUUAUGAUUCAGGUGGGUCCAUCCAUAUUUGUGAUAAACUAAAACCAUACAAACUCAAAUAUUGUAUAAAUUAUGGUUGAAGUUUCUGGUCAACUGUUCUUUCCUGUUGUGGUUCAUUAUUAAG
Raphanus sativus (radish) is the source of this 1376-nucleotide messenger RNA. RefSeq names its product transcription repressor OFP10. Gene Ontology annotation, biological process: negative regulation of DNA-templated transcription. NCBI's taxonomy places the organism in Eukaryota, Viridiplantae, Streptophyta, Magnoliopsida, Brassicales, Brassicaceae. The record is from RefSeq and is a predicted model, not a curated record. The transcript has a single exon.